UCCUGCAUACGUUUCAUCGAUGUAACGUUAUUGUUGCGACGUGCUUGUCACCGCGGCUCGAUGACACUGCCAAUAUUAUUGCAAGAGAGGGACGCUUUUUAUUUCGUUCGCAGCGACAGCUCGAUAAUGCGACUCCGGGUCCACGAAGGCGCGAAACUGUCGAGUCGCGCGGAAUUAGAGGCCCAUAAAUACGAAUCAGCAGCCGCUCGAAUGCUGCUCCACGGUCAUGUAUACACGUCCGAUCGAGCGGAACUUCGGAUUGUGUCUCAGACUCCGCGUGAACUGUCUCUCUACAGCGGGAGCAAUUCGGUGGACAGCGAAGACAGGCGAAUGAUCGAUGGGAUUGCCUCUUUCCUCCCGGCAGUCAGAUUGUGCACGUUUCAGAAGAACGGUUCGUUCGUCGAUUGCUCCAUGACGGAGACGACUCGUCGAAGAAGCAGUGGAACGAAUCGACGAUAA
Molecule: messenger RNA, 459 nt
Organism: Wasmannia auropunctata (little fire ant)
Lineage: Eukaryota; Metazoa; Arthropoda; Insecta; Hymenoptera; Formicidae
Exons: 2
Coding region: 61-459 (132 amino acids)
Source: RefSeq, a predicted model, not a curated record